Molecule: messenger RNA, 3642 nt
Organism: Mytilus trossulus (common blue mussel)
Lineage: Eukaryota; Metazoa; Mollusca; Bivalvia; Mytilida; Mytilidae
Product: protein kinase C-binding protein NELL2-like
Exons: 16
Coding region: 742-3153 (803 amino acids)
Biological process (GO): anatomical structure development; receptor clustering; G protein-coupled acetylcholine receptor signaling pathway
Cellular component (GO): extracellular region; cell surface
Molecular function (GO): laminin binding; signaling receptor binding
Source: RefSeq, a predicted model, not a curated record
UGGAAUAGGAUGUUUAAACGUAAAGAGAAAAGUAUUUGACUAAUAAGCUAUCUAUUGGCUGCGUUAAGAUCCACCCUCUUUUCUAUUGAAGAUGAGAUCAUUAAUUGAGUGUUCUUAUCAUUAUCAUGAGGAUUAAGAAUCAAUAGAUUUAAAAUUGAAAUUAAGUGUAAUUACGAUGGAGACAAAUAACGUUGAUGAUAUUUCUACAACAAAUUGUGAACAGUUGGAAGUAUUACUUAUUUAAUGCGAAAUGAAAUAGUUUUGAAGUGGAAUUUGGGGAAAAAAUACUGUGAAUUCGUUAGUUUAGUACCACCAUGUAGAAUAGGAAAUUUAGCUAUUUAUUUCAUAGAUAUAAAAUUCAGUGUGUUUUUGCUAUGUGAGACGAUGGAAUAUGUUGCAAAUUACUUACUAACUACUACCAGUAAAAGAAAACAAGCCGCAUUGUGUUUAAAAUAGUUACAUUUAUUUGAAAUCCUGUCAACUGAGAAAAAGGGAGGACAAGAAAUGCACUAUAGUCACUUAAAAGUUAUAUUUGACCUCAUAAUCAAUUUCUGACAAAUAUUACAAAAGUAAAGAUGUUAUCAUGGAGUAAAUAUGAAGCUCUACAGCAUUAUUUUAUAUACAUAUAGAGAUUUAUAUUUUGAAAUAUGACCGUCUAAUUUAUUUCAUAUCAGUUUUAAAUGGUGUAGUUUUGAAUAGAAUUAUUUAAAGUUUAAAUCAGAUUUGAUCAAUUUUUCUGAUAUGGUGGGAAUUGAAGCAUUUUUAAAAUGUUUGAUAGUAUCUGUGUUGCCGUGUGUAAUAUCAGGAUGCAUAUAUCUGCUGAACGGGUGGACACCAGUUUCCGUAUAUGAUAGAACUGCACUUGCAGAAAUAGUGGUUUCCGGUACCGUCUUACAAACAUUCAAAGAUAUUAGAACAAAAUCAGAAACAUAUGAAUCAAAAAUAAAAAUAAAGCAAGUAUACAAGGGUAAAAACCUGUUAGAAACAGCAACUAGUAUAGAUGAUUUAAGUACAUUUAUGAUAGGGAAUUUUGGGGACAAGAAAAUGUGCUAUUCUGAUGUCUCCACAGGUGAAAGUUACAUUUUCUUCCUGACCGUCUACAAAAAUCGUCUUUCGGCAAAGUAUGAUGAUUUCUUUGGUGCCGUUGUGGAAGAUACUUGGUACACUGAAGACGAAGUUUAUAAGCAAAUAGGAUGGAAUGAAUGGUCAGAGUGGUCAUCCUGCAGUAAAUCCUGUAACACUGGUCAACAAGAGCGAAAGCGUGCAUGUUCUAAGAAAGAGAGCUCUUGUGAUGGCACAAAUGUGGAUACAAGGCAGUGCAAUACUUUUCCAUGUUCAGGGAUUACAGAUUUUUUGGAGAUAUUUGGAGUUUAUAAACUACCUCUAGGAGUAACAAUUGACUCAGAGCGGCAUACCGCUUACAACAUUACAACAAUAGCUAAUCUAUACUCACCUCUUUCAUCAGUCUUUCAUUUAGAUUUUCCAAAAGACUUUUCCAUUUUGUUUUAUUUAAAAAUUAAUAAAGGAUUAUCAGGAUAUUUAUUGACGCUUAGUGACAUCAUGGGUAAUCAAAAACUUGCUAUCAGAUAUGGCGACCAAACACUUUUCCAGUAUUCCGAUCAAAAUGAUCUUCCGGGUGAGAAAUCACCAUUAUUCGACAUUCCAAUAGCUGAUGGAAAAUGGCACCAAGUAGCUUUUAGUGUAAAAAGGAGACAUAUUACUUUAUAUUUCGACUGUGAUAGUGUGUUCGAACAAAAUCUCAGCAGAUCAAAGCAUUCUAAAUUAGGAAAUAACCUCAUGUUUGCGAUAGGACCAUAUUUUGCCAGGCAUGGCACACCGUUUGAGGGUAAUUUGGAGCAAGCACUUAUCAUUCCAGAUCCAGAAGCAGCAAAGCAGCAAUGUCACAACCAAAACAAAUCAAAAGACGAUGUCUUUAAUCAGGAAAAGGCAAUAAAGGAUCAGGCAAACAAAGACGGAGACGACGAUAACAAGACCAGGAGAAAAAGAAAAAGGAAGGAUAAGGCUCUAAAAGACAAAACAAAAAUUAAAGUUUUACCUGCUGACUGGUCGUCAUGGUCGCCAUGCACAGUAACAUGUGGAACUGGCACCCAGUCAAGAUCACGUUACUGCAGAAACAACGAAAUCGAGGUGGAAGAAUGUCUUCCCGAUCAUUCCCAAGUUGUUCAGAAUAGACUUUGCUACCUUGAUAAAUGUAAAGAAGAAUGUUUCCAGUCUUGUUUAAAUGGAGGGAGCUGUAAUACUAAUGGUUCAUGUGAUUGUGUGACGGGAUAUAUUGGAAAGAGCUGUGAAAAGGUUGAGUGUAAAGAAAUCUGUAGGAAUGGAGGAAAGUGUCUAUCACCAGGGGUCUGCUUCUGUCCUUCCGGAUACUAUGGACAAUACUGUGAAAAUGCAAUUUGUGAUCCGCCUUGUUUAAAUGGUGGCGAAUGCGGAAAACCUGGAAUCUGCAGUUGUCCUUCCGGUUUCUCCGAACCUUUUUGUACUCCAUCAUGUGAUAUCACAUGCCAUAAUGGAGGAAAGUGUAUCCGUCACAACACGUGUAAAUGUAAACGAGGAUAUACUGGAAAUUAUUGUUCCCAACCUGUGUGCAGAAAAGGAUGUGAAAAUGGAGGGAAAUGUGUUUCUAAGAAUAAAUGCUCUUGUCCUCAGGGAUUUCGUGGAAGACGAUGUCAUAAAGCUAUAUGUAGACCGAAAUGCAAGCAUGGAUCCUGUAUUUUACCUAAUACAUGUAAAUGUAAUCGAGGAUACUUUGGUAAAAAAUGUGAAGAUUUUAAAUGUAAGAGAACCUGUAAAAAUGGAGGAUCCUGCAUUGGUCCUAAUAAAUGCAAAUGUCAACAAGGAUAUUCAGGAAAAUGGUGUCAUAUUGGUCGUUGUGAACAACCUUGCAUGAAUGGAGGCAAAUGUAGAAAGGACAAAUGUCGUUGUCCGAAGGGUUAUAGAGGAAGCAGAUGUGAAAUAAGAAAUUGCAAAUAUGAGAAACAUAAUAUGCCAUAUGAACAGACAUAUAAAACGCUUGUUCGUGAAGAAUAUACAACGGAAUGUGGAACAUGGAGAUGGAAAACUUGUGUAAAAACCAGGUUGAGAUACGAAUUGGUGACUAAAACUAUGUACCGGACAGCAUACAGAUGCGUAUAAGUUGUAAUAUGAAUUCUUAUGGUUGCCAAACGUUCCAACAAAGAAAGUAGUCAUCAUCUGCCCUCCAUGAAGAUGAUCCACGGUAUAAACUGUACUGUAACGAAGAAACAAGAGCCGCUUCCGUGAUUUCACAGUUUAUUCGUUUGUGAAUACAUGUAUCACACACAGAUAAUAUAAACUGGACACUGGGCAUCAAUCAUUAUUCAUUUUUGUAUUUGAAUAUUUAACAUAGUAUUCUACAUCAUUGUAUAGGACCUGUCUUGUACAUGAUAUGUAAAGAAGCAAACAAAAGAAGGGCAUCACUUACUUGCUAGAAAUUGAUUUUAUUUGAUAUAUGAUAAAAAAAAAAAACGCAUAUUUUCAUCUAGAUACAUUUUUGUCAAUGUCCGUUAUUUACGAAUUCUUUCUUUUAUGGAGAAAGGGAGAUAACUUAAUUUCCUUUUUUACAGGUGAAGUAUAAUACUCAAACAUUUUGCAUAUAUGAUAUAU